UUAAACAUGUCUUACCAUGUGUCCGUUAUGGUGUAGUAAUAACGUGUUUACCUAUUAGACGUAACGAGUGACGUAACCUAGAUUUAACGCUCCCCUCAGCCUUUUAAAAAAGAAUCGACUUUGGUGUAGGUACACUUCGUUUCGUGCUGGAGCAGGUUGUAGACGUUGUGAGUCAGCCAGUACCCUUAACUGUAUUGUUGAACGGCAGUAGAACUGAGCCCGGAGUGAAUUAUUGGUCUCCAAGACGGUGUCACUGCUGCUGAAGUCGCACAGGUGCCGAAACACAGAUUGUCAACCAGGAGCCGGCGUUACACGGGUGAGAGCGAAUAAUGUCCACGGUUCAAACAACGACAACACAGUCCGAGCAGCUGAGCGUUGCGCAAACAACAGUGGAUGGUAGCGGCCCAUCGAGCUCGCACAAUCGACUCAGUCCGUCCCUGGUGCUUAAAUUAAAAAAGCCCAAAAGUGACAGGAAAGUUGGCUGGUCCUCGGACGUAAUUGACAACGAAAACCUCAACAAAAAAAAGUCUAAGUGUUGUUGUGUCUAUACGAAACCGACUGACUUCGGUGAAAGCUCCGACGAAGAAGAGGGUGACUGUGAGCAUUGCUCAGGUCACGUUGAAACGAAGAAAAGCCAAAAGAGAGGUGAAGCUGGUAAUCCCAGUGAACCACACGCGUCCGCAGGUGGACUCUCGUCGGACAAGAGCACAUAGCCAAGGACUAAAUCACAGAC
This is a messenger RNA of Varroa destructor (honeybee mite), 733 nucleotides long. Its product is annotated as BET1-like protein. NCBI's taxonomy places the organism in Eukaryota, Metazoa, Arthropoda, Arachnida, Mesostigmata, Varroidae. Gene Ontology annotation, molecular function: protein phosphatase 1 binding; protein serine/threonine phosphatase inhibitor activity. Gene Ontology annotation, cellular component: nucleus. The record is from RefSeq and is a predicted model, not a curated record.